CUUUAAACCGUGGAGUCCAGGGGACGCCUACAAUUCACAAGAAGAGGCGUGGCCGAUGAUUCAGUUCGGUCAGGAAUACAGAGGAUGGGAUCAUAAAAAUAGAAAAUAUUACUAUCACAGUCAUUCAGAGGAUUCUGGGUCUACAGGUGGGUUUACUGUGGCCGUAAUGAUUUUGCUCCUCUGGUUGUACAGCAUGUACAGACUCUGGAUAGUGUGGGCAAAUACACUCAACUUUGACGGGGCUGCAGCUGUACAAGGACAGAAAAGUUGGGAUUAUCUCAUUAAUUGGGUCCUGGGCAGAAUAGCUUCAGGAACUAGACGACUCAGCCGUAAACCCAGUUCUCCACGACCUAGCGCCAGCUUCGGUUCAAUUUCAUCCAGGGACUGUUUUUCUCCCAUACUGGAGACACAAGAACUCAAUUUGGAACCUGGUUUAAAUCCUUCUUACACAAAUGCUAUUCUGAAAUACUCGUGGGGCUCCCUGAAAUCCGUGAAAAGUCUGUUGCCAGGCAGAAUCAGCUGCUCCCAAAAAACCGGUUUGUACAGCACAGGGAACAUUCCACAUGUUCACACUGGUAGUGCUGCUGAAUCUAUCCAACGUACAUAUCACGAAAGCAGAUUUCCUUCCUCUUCAUCUUCACUUAAAAGUGUUUUUCAAGAACCAUAUUCUCCUUUAGAUUAUGAUCCAGAAUCCAAUAUGGCGGAUAAAAUUUCGAUGGCUGAGCAAAGUGGUUUGGACAAUUUUGAAGACAAGCUGAAAUUUUCAACUGAAGUUUGUAAAUUUGAAGGGUUAAAAGGAGGAAAAGUAAACCGUACUAAAACCAAAGUUGGGUUUAACAAGAACGAAACUCUGCGACAGAAAAACUUCAAAAAAAAUCUGCCAAGUUCUUUAAACCUCUGUGUACACGAGAGUCUGUACCGUGAUCCCGAUUCUUUACUUAUAACCCCAAAUAAUCUUACAUCAUGUCAAAAUUCUGAAACACACAAAAUGGAUAUUGGACACCAUGUGUACCAGGAAUCAAAAAACUCUGUAAAUCCUUUUCAAAGAAAAAAACGACGAAAGCUUGUUGAAAAUAUGGGUGACGAUGACUGGAAAAAGCAAGCUACCCGACAUCUUAACACACAGAAGGUCAAAGGUCAACUGACAAAAAUGAGCGCCAGUGAAUGGAAUAUGGGUGAACCUGAUGGGGAAAUUAAUGGAAUGAUUAGUGUUGGGAACAGAAGCAGAAGAGAAGUUAGAAACCUAAAUAGAGAUACUGUAAAAGAUCUUGGAACGUUUGAGAAGGCUGCUUUCAGGAAAAAGAACGCUUCGCGGCAAAACAGUGUUACUUGUGAUGGUGGGAUCAAGCUAAAUUCUGAACCAGCUCAAGUUCAUUCUUUUACAAGAAUAUUUCAAUCCACUUCAGUUUAGCUUUUCUUCCAUCAAAGCAUCUACAAGACCCAAAAUUUUAAGUGUGGGGGGGGGUUGUUGUUGCAAAUUUCCAAAUAAGUGUUUUUUGUAUCAUCCUAAACUUGAACGGUAUCUUUGAAACCUUCAUCUGAUCAAUAAUGUAGAAGAUAUUGUAGUUUUUCUAGGGUUUAAAAUUUUGAAUUUCUAUAUGUUUUCAUGGAGUAUAAAAUUGCACAAAUCA
Messenger RNA from Eurytemora carolleeae, 1631 nucleotides. RefSeq lists its product as uncharacterized. NCBI's taxonomy places the organism in Eukaryota, Metazoa, Arthropoda, Copepoda, Calanoida, Temoridae. The transcript has 9 exons. The coding region runs from base 56 to 1411 and encodes 451 amino acids. The record is from RefSeq and is a predicted model, not a curated record.